AUGAUAGAACAUAUAGGACCUACUCAACGGUGGCUGGAUGCUGAAUAUCUAAUUAGUAAAGUAUUCCGCGAUACAAAGCACAAGGAGACCCAGGGCGAUGUCGAUGACGACGGCAAGGGCGUGCAGCUCACGGACGGGGGCAACACCACGAGUAGCUGUUUCUUCUACAAGAACUCAUGCGAGUGUGUGCCCUAUAAGUAUAUCAUCAUCGAGGCGGGCGACACCAAGUUCGUCUCGGUGCCGGACAACUUCCAGGGCCACAUCAUGCGCGGCACGCCCGACAGUAACCUCGACGGCAACGCACCCCAGCUCGGCACCUGGCUCGAGUUCAGCAUCGACACCGACGGCAACGGCUGGAUCGACAUCUCGCUUAUACAGCAUUGA
Molecule: messenger RNA, 384 nt
Organism: Anthostomella pinea
Lineage: Eukaryota; Fungi; Ascomycota; Sordariomycetes; Xylariales; Xylariaceae
Source: the annotation of a GenBank genome assembly